Cuscuta campestris is the source of this 3861-nucleotide messenger RNA. The record is from the annotation of a GenBank genome assembly. NCBI's taxonomy places the organism in Eukaryota, Viridiplantae, Streptophyta, Magnoliopsida, Solanales, Convolvulaceae.
GUGCGGGACUUAGUAGUCCGACAUCACCAACCGGGCUUAGUGUACAUACAUGGUACUUAGGUUUUCGAGUACCACCCCUAUUUCUGCGUGAGUUCGUCGUACCAAAUGGGCGAAUCUCAUAGCUCAAGGCUCGUCCUUGCGACUUAGAAUCAUACAGCAUGAAGUCAUCAUCAAGUAAAAUCAUCAUGACUAUGUGUGACAUCAAUUACGCAUCAUGUUAUCAUCAUCAAGUACAUUGAUUACAUAGGUGUCAUGCACUGGAACCAUGCCCCUGCAAGCUCCGAUGGCGGUGUCACCCUUCCAGACGCCGAUGCCGCAGCCUUCACCUUUUCAGCCGCAGCUGGUCAGCACCGUAGCCCCUGUCAACUUGACAGGCGCGCUUAACGUUGCAGGGCCGUCGCGUCCCCCGCAAGGUACGAAUCCGCAGAUCACUCCUGAUGGUCACUGCGUCUCAGUUGAAAGCGGAGACGGCGAGUGGGACAUUCCAAGGGCCCACAAGAAGAAGAAGGGAAAAACUAUCCGCCCAGCAACUUCCCGAAACUCCGCCUUCGAAAGGCUGGGGGACAGGGAAGAGGGCCGGAGAAAGUCAGCCAAGCUAAGGCUGGGGCAAAGCAUUGCUCACGUCAGCGCGUUCGCCCGGUUAGGCGAGGGGAGGGAGGCCGAGCCUGCCCGUACCCUGUGCUCCCGGUCUAACCGGCAGGAGCCAGCCAGGACGAGGGCCUCUCGUCAGGAAGAGGAAGCGGAAAGCCAGCCUAGGGUACCGGUGGCUAACCGGUUAACCGUCCCGAAUGACCGCAUCCAACUGAUGGAGGCAAAGUUGGAAAGGCUGGAAAAGAAGGUUGGGGAAAACAGUGACCGGGACAAACCCCAUGCUGGGUCCCCGUUCACCACACGGGUACAUCUGACACCUUUCCCGCGAAAGGUCAAGAUCGACGCCCCUAGGUUCACCGGGAAGGAGGAUCCAGAAAUCCACUUGGAUUCUUUCAAUAAGAGUGCAACCAUGAACGGUUGCACAGACGAAGAAAAGUGUCUGCUUUUCUUCCAAACCCUGCGGAAUCGGGCUACUGAAUGGUUCAACAAACUUCGCCCGGGAACCGGGCAGAGGGAAUCUGAGAACCUCACUCAAUUCCUUACCCGGUGGAAGGAAGAGGUAGACAAAGUGGAGAAGAUGGACAACAAGACAGUGUUGUCCCUCCUCUUGAAUGGUUUACGUGCCGGGGAAUUAUACAAGGAAUUCUGCCGGAAACCCCCAGCAACGUAUCAAGAGGCCUAUCACACUGCAUGGGAGUUUGCUGAGGCUGAAACCCAACUCCGGGGGAAGAAGGAAGCCGAGCAUGGCUUAAAGCCCAAACCGGUGCAAGUCAAGAAGGAAGAAGCACCGGUUCCCAGCCGGCCAAGGCACCACUAUGACCCGGUAGUCCGUGGUCAAUACAGAAGAGUGCCAGGAGGCGGAGAUUCAGCCGCCCAGCGGAAGAACUGGGUCCGCAGCAUUUACGUCGGUGAGGUAAGUGCUGAACCACCCAGGCGUAAGCAUACCAGGAGGGAGCCGAUCGUCUUCACUGACCGGGACCUCCCUCCUACCAGUGAAGAUCACAAUGAUCCAUUGGUCAUCACCAUGGACAUUAAUGGGGUGGAUGUCGCCCGGGUACUUGUUGACACUGGCAGCAGUGUCAACAUCUUAUACCUAGAGACUUUCCAAAAAUUCAGGUCGUGUCGGACACAACUUGAACCCCUCAAAACCCCUCUCUCAGGCUUCACGGGAGACACCGUUGAAGCUGAAGGAUCCAUAGUCCUACCGGUCGAACUAGGAUCGGGCGAAAAGGCCGUGUGGAAGAGAAUGCGGUUCAUAGUUGUGGACAUCAAAUGCGUCCACAACGCGAUCCUUGGAAGGCCGGGCAUCAACAAGGUUGGGGCGGUGAUUUCCAUGCCUCACCUGUGCAUUAAAUUCCCCACUCCGGGCGGUGUGCGAGAAGUGAGGGGCGACCAGAGAAACGCCCGGGAGUGCUAUGCCCCGGCAGUGAAGAAGACGACCAAGGGGGUCAACGUCAUCUCCCAGGAAAUCACCAAGGGAGAGACCCGGGAGAAAUUGGAGCCUGAAGCGGAAAAGGUGGAGAUUGAACUUCACCCGGGUGAUUCAUCAAGGAUGGUCAGAAUUGGGGCAAACCUCCCCGAAGAUCUCAAGGCAGAGAUUACAUGGGUGCUCCAAGAAUACACGGGCAUAUUUGCAUGGAGAGUGGCAGAUAUGCCCGGAAUUGACUGCUCAAUCAUCUGUCACCGGCUGGCAGUGAGGGAUGGAAGUCGACCGGUACGCCAGAAGAAAAGGUACCUGGCCAGUGACCGGCGAGACUUCGUCAAGAAGGAGGUGAAGGACCUCUUCAGUGUCGGUCACAUCCGGGAGGUGAAGUACCCGGAUUGGCUGGCCAAUGUUGUCCUUGCUCCCAAGGGCGACACGUGGAGAAUGUGUGUGGAUUACACGGACUUAAACAAGGCUUGUCCGAUGGGUUCAUACCCCCUCCCCGGUCCUGAUCAAAUGGUGGACGAAACUGCGGGGUGCGAACUCCUAAGUUUCAUGGAAGCCUUCAAGGGAUACCACCAAAUCUACAUGGCCAAGGAAGAUGGCGUUUGGCUUGAAGAACUCUGGGGCCACUUACCCGCGCAUGAUGCACCAAUCGACAAGCCUACCGAGCACUGGUGGGAGAUGGCAGUAGAUGGGGCAUCCGGUCCUAAAGGGUACGGGGGUGGUAUAGUGUUUACCACCCCAGAAGGGUUCAAGAUCUACCAUGCAAUCGUCUUCAACUUCAAGCUGACGAAUAAUGAAGCAGAAUAUGAAGCUCUAGCUGGAGGGCUCAGACUUGCCCAGGCCCUGAAAAUCAGCCGGUACAAAGACUUGGUACUUGCCUUGCUGAAAGGCUUCGAGGAAGUCAAGAUCGCCCAGAUUCCCAGGGCGGAAAAUGCAGAUGCAGACAUUCUCUCCAAAUUGACGCAGUACGCUCCCGAGCAUGUUUCAAAACUUGCCCGGGUGGAAAUCCUAGACCAUGCCAGCAUCGAAAAAUUGGAAGUAGCCGCCAUAACAAAAGCAGACCAACCUGACCGGUCAAACUUGGUCGGGGUGGACGACCACAGGAUGUAUGAUCUGAUGGAAUACCUGAUGGACGGAACCUUGCCGGAACAAGAUGAUCGGGCAAGAAAAGUGAAGCUCAGGGCACCCCGGUUCCAAGUCCUUGACGGAAAGCUGUACAAGACGGCGUUCGGGGGACCCCUCCUGAGGUGCCUAACCAACCGGGAGGCUGAGCGAGUCAUAGCAGAAGUCCAUGAAGGAAACAAGUGGCUGGAAGAGCUCCCGCACAUCAUAUGGGCGUUCCGAGUAACACCCAGGAGGGCUCAUGGGGAAACUCCAUUCUCCCUAACCUAUGGGUGUGAAGCAAGGAUGCCCAUCGAAGCCGAAUUCCCAACGUUCCGGGAAUCAAAUUAUCAGCCCCAGCAAAAUGAAGAGGACCAUUUGGCCGAGCUCAACUUGGUCGAAGAGCGAAGAAUGACCGGAGAGGUAAAAAUGAGUACAUACCAACAAGUGGUGAAGAAGUACCAUGACAACAAGGUUGGGCCGCGUUACUUCCAAGUCGGUGAUGAAGUCCUACGAAGAAGGGAGGCUAGUAGACCGGGAGACGGAGGAAAGCUGGCCAAGAACUGGGAAGGACCUUACCGGGUGAGAGCUAUCAUUCGCCCGGGAACCUACCGGUUAGAAACUCUAGAUGGUGUACCGGUAGAAAGAACUUGGAACUCCCAUCAUCUUCGCAAAUUCUACAAGUGAUUAUAAUACUAGACAAGGCCUAUUUCUAUUAUCAAUCAAACUGAGGAAGUUUA